Molecule: messenger RNA, 1020 nt
Organism: Penicillium maclennaniae
Lineage: Eukaryota; Fungi; Ascomycota; Eurotiomycetes; Eurotiales; Aspergillaceae
Product: isopenicillin N synthase family dioxygenase
Exons: 3
Coding region: 1-1020 (339 amino acids)
Molecular function (GO): dioxygenase activity
Source: RefSeq, a predicted model, not a curated record
AUGGCAAACAAAGCUCAAGAGCUCCACCCAUCCGCCACCGCUGUGGAGAAGGACGACUUGGUGAUACCCGUGAGAAGAGUGUCUAGAUUAUCGAUUUUGGCCCAUUUUUCCUCCGGAACGCCCUCCGAUAAACAUGCUGUCGCUCUUGCCAUCACCGACGCAUUCAAGACCUCUGGGUUUCUAUUCCUCAAGGCACAUGGCAUCCCGCCCUCCGUAGUGUCUCGAGUCUUCGCCUCAUCAAGUCGCUUCUUCGCCCGACCCCAAAGUCAAAAGGACGGCUUAGGCUGGACGACUCCACAGUCGAACCGUGGUUAUGUUGCCAUCGGCCGGGAGAAGCUGGCUACCCUGAACGAGACACAAGAGAUCGACACUCGUCGGGAAUCUAUACCCGACCUGAAAGAGACCAUGGAAAUUGGUCGCGAAGGCGUCGACGGCUUGGCAAAUCAAUGGCCAGAUCAUCUUGAUGACGAAGGAAAAGACUUUAAAGAAACUAUGAUUUCCUUCUUCGAGAUGUGCAAGGAUUUGCACAAGCAGAUCAUGCGUGCGAUCGCAUUGGGCAUGAAUUUGCCCGAGCACUUUUUCGAUGAGUUUGUCAAUGAAGGGGAUAAUAAUCUUCGUUUGCUACACUAUCCCGCUGUGCGCAAACAGACCUUCCAGAAUAAUCCGAAUCAGGUUCGGGCUGGGGAACAUAGUGACUAUGGCUCCGUCACGUUGCUGUUCCAAGAUCAGCAUGGUGGUCUGCAGGUGCGCAGCCCUAAAGGAACCUUUGUGGAUGCGACGCCUAUCGCAGAUUCGAUUGUUGUGAAUGCUGGGGACCUUCUGGCGCACCACGAAACUGAGGGUGAUUCACCAGACAUAUAUCCUGCCAGGUACAGCAUCGCUUACUUCUGCAACCCUAAUACCAACAAGGUCAUCGAAGCACUGCCCGGGACCUGGGGAAACGAUAUCCAGGUGACCAAGAAAUACUCCGAAAUCACCGCUGGAGACUAUCUAGUUCAACGAUUGACUGCGACGAUGUAA